UUGUCGCCGGCUGAGGACGAUGGAGACUGUGUCCCAGUGAGGCUCCGGCGACCAGCUGUGAGGGAGGACUCGCCUUUCCAGCUCUCUCGCCGUCUACUUGAUGUUAAUGUGUUAAACUGUCAUUGGGAGAGAUUUCUCCGUCACGGGAACACCUCGGCGCCCAACGUACUCAUUCCCCAGAGGCAAGACUCACUCUGGGCCACCGGUUCUGGACUCUUAAGUACCGGGCAUGGACAUUCCUUCAAAGGAUCAUUGAAGCAGCUGGUAGUUCUGAGUCGGGGCUUUGCAGGGGAAAUGACAGAGACCGAGGAACCGGCUUUAACAGGACAGAGUUUCUCCAGUGGAUCCAUGACCCUGGAGUCUUGAUACAGGGGCGAGAUAGAGUCACCGAACUCAAGUGGGACAAGGCGAGCGGCCGGCUCUGGAGGUUUGGAGCAGGGACAUGCAGGACGGUGUGUCCCAGAGCGAGGGGUGAGGACGGUCAACGCUCGACCCCCGCGGGGGUGAGGAGCUGGAGCCGGGAUGCGGAGACUGGUGGCGGCGAGGAUCCACACACGGGUUUAAUAACAUCCUUCCAAUAGCUGGGCAUCCAGGAACUGGCUGGUGGGACAGUCCAAUGGGGAAGUGAAUGAGGAAAUUAGUUGGAUGUCAGUGAUGGUCACCACCCCAGCCUUCCUCCGUGUGAUGCCAGAGAGAAAAUGAGACACUAUUACUCUGGCUAAAGGUCCUGCUGUGGCUGAUUCCCGCAAGUGUUUCAUUUAAAAACCCCACUCCCACUGGCCAUCCCAGAAACAUUCCAGCAACCUGACGAGGAGCACUGAAGAUAGAACCUCCCAGCCCGGCUUCUCAGCCCUUGAUCCUCUCUCCAACACACGCUGAUGCUUUAGAAGGAUGUAAUUGAAUUCCAGCCUGAGGAACUCAUUCACCCUUCUCUGUGAGAUUGUGAUCCGAGCAGCCCUGCUAUGAAGAAGCCGGAUAUGUACCUCCGACUGCCUCUCACCCUCCUUCACUUCCUACUGCAGGCAGUCCUCUCUGCCUCCAGCAGCUCUACCAUCGGGAAGAAGGAAAUCACCAUUGAAGGAGACUUGGUGAUUGGGGGCUUGUUCCCGGUGCAUGAGAAGGGCAAUGGUUUGGAAGACUGCGGAAGGAUCAAUGAGCAACGUGGAAUCCAGCGGCUCGAGGCAAUGCUCUUCGCAUUGGAUGCGAUAAACAAGGAUGCUUCCAUUUUGCCGGGGAUUAAGUUGGGUGCCCACAUCUUGGAUACCUGCUCCAAGGACACUUAUGCUCUGGAGCAGUCUCUGGAGUUUGUGAGGUCCUCGCUAACUAAAGUAGACGAGACGGAGUAUAUCUGCCCAGACGGGUCUUAUGCCAUCCAUGAUGACAUGACCUUUGCCAUUGUAGGAGUGAUCGGUGGCUCCUACAGCGACGUGUCCAUUCAGGUGGCCAACUUACUUCGCCUGUUCCAGAUCCCCCAGAUCAGCUACGCCUCCACCAGUGCCAAGCUGAGCGACAAGACUCGCUAUGACUACUUUGCCCGGACCGUACCUCCUGAUUUCUACCAGGCCAAAGCCAUGUCUGACAUCCUGCGCUUCUUCAACUGGACCUAUGUCUCCACCGUGGCGUCCGAGGGCGACUAUGGCGAGACCGGCAUCGAGGCCUUCGAGCAGGAGGCUCGCUCCCGCAACAUCUGCAUCGCUACCUCGGAGAAGGUCGGCCGCUCGAUGAACCAGAAGACCUACGAUGGCGUCAUCAAGGCCCUGAUGCAGAAGCCGAAUGCCAAGGUGGUAGUCCUGUUCACUAAGAGUGAGGACGCUCGAGAGUUGCUGGCUGCAGCCCACAGGCUUAACGUGUCCUACCUGUGGGUGGCCAGUGACGGCUGGGGAGCGCUGGAAAAUGUGGUCAGAGGCAACGAGGAGGCCGCCAAGGGAGCCAUCACCAUUGAGUUGGCAGCUUAUCCCAUCAAGCAGUUUGCAACCUACUUUGUCAACCUCAACCCUUACAAUAACAGCAGGAAUUCCUGGUUUAGGGAGUUCUGGGAACAGAAGUUCCAUUGCAACUUAAGGACACCGGGUUGCGGGAGGAACUCCCUGAAGAAGGCGAAGUUUGAGCAGGAGUCUAAGAUCAUGUUCGUACUGAAUGCGGUGUAUGCCAUGGCUCACGCCCUGCACAACAUGCAGCGAGCUCUCUGCCCCAACACCACCAGCAUCUGUGAGAAGAUGAGGCCCAUGAAUGGGAAGAAGUUCUACAAGGAUUACAUCAUCAAAGUCCAGUUCGAUGCUCCGUUCAGACCUCAUGACACCCACAGUGAGAUUCGAUUCGACGCAUACGGAGAUGGAAUCGGCCGAUACAAUAUCUUCAACUUCCAGAACAAAGGCGGGAGGUAUGCCUACCAGAAGGUCGGCUACUGGGAUGAAGGUCUGACUCUGAACACCAGCCUGAUCCCCUGGGCGAAUGCAUCCAUCCCAACGUCCCAGUGCAGUGACCCUUGCGCCAAGAAUGAAGCAAAGAGCAUGCAGCCGGGCGAUGUUUGCUGCUGGCUCUGCAUCGCUUGCCACCCUUACGAGUUUCUCUACGACGAGUUCACGUGCAUGGACUGCGGGCCUGGCCGCUGGCCCACCGAGGACCUCAGCGCCUGCUACGACCUCCCCGAGGAGUACAUCAAGUGGGAGGAUGCCUGGGCCAUUGGACCCCUCACCAUCUCCUGCCUGGGCUUCAUCUCCACCAUUGCAGUGUUUGCGAUCUUCAUCAAAAACAACGAUACGCCCGUGGUGAAGGCUUCGGGGCGAGAGCUCUGUUACAUCCUCCUCAUCGGGGUCUUCAUGUGCUACAGCAUGACCCUGAUCUUCAUCGCCAAGCCCUCGACUGCAGUCUGCACCCUGCGUCGCCUGGGGCUCGGCUCCUCCUUUGCCGUUUGCUACUCUGCCCUGCUGACCAAGACCAACCGCAUCGCCAGGAUCUUCAACGGCGUGAAGGACGGGACACAGAGGCCCCGGUGCAUCAACCCCACCUCCCAGGUGGCCAUCUGCCUGGCCCUCAUCUCCUGCCAGCUGGUCGUGGUCACCAUCUGGCUGCUGCUGGAAGCACCUGGCACCAGGAAGGAGACCACACCCGAGAAGAGGGACAUUGUGACCCUCAAGUGCAACACCAAGGAGUCCAGCAUGCUGACCUCCCUCACGUACACCGUCAUCCUCAUCGUGCUCUGCACCGUGUACGCGUUCAAAACCAGGAAGUGCCCCGAGAACUUCAACGAGGCCAAGUUCAUUGGGUUCACCAUGUACACCACCUGCAUCAUCUGGCUGGCCUUCCUGCCCAUCUUUUAUGUCACCUCCAGUGACUACCGGGUCCAGACAACCACCAUGUGCAUCUCUGUAAGUCUGAGUGGCUCCGUUGUGUUAGGCUGCCUGUUCGCCCCCAAGAUCCAUAUCAUCCUCUUCCAGCCCCAGAAAAACGUAGUCACUCACCGGGUGGCAACCAGCCGUUUCAGUGUGACCGGCUCAGGGACUGUUCACUCCCACGUUUCCGCUGUGCACUACGUCCCGACUGUGUGUAAUGGGCGAGAGAUUGUGGACUCCACAACGUCGUCACUAUGAAGAUCGAAAUCAGCCCUUGCUGUCCGCUCCUCCACUUUCCCUGACCCUUCCUCCCUCACUCUUUACCCCUUCCCUGUUCCAUCUCCCCAGUCACACACCCUCCCCCCAUCCCCCAACUCUUCCAGACCAGGGUACAAACUAAGUGUGUGACAAAUCUGGUUAUUAUGUUCAAUGUAUAAAAGGUUUUUAAUAAGUAGAUAACUUGUGAGUUAGUAUGUGUUGCUGUAAUUAAUGUAAAUAAAGUGUUUUUUUUAAAGAAUAGUCACUGGUAACGACUUAUAGUUUUAUGGCAGGUCAGUGGAGUCAUUAAGACAAAGAGGCACUGAGGAGAUACCAGUGAAUAAAAACAGAGACACAAGAGACUGCAGAUGCUGGAAUCUGGAGCAACACACGACCUGCUGGAGGAACUCAGUGG
This is a messenger RNA of Pristis pectinata (smalltooth sawfish), 4005 nucleotides long. RefSeq names its product metabotropic glutamate receptor 2-like. Bases 963 to 3590 code for a protein of 875 amino acids. The transcript is spliced from 8 exons. Gene Ontology annotation, molecular function: group II metabotropic glutamate receptor activity. Gene Ontology annotation, biological process: G protein-coupled glutamate receptor signaling pathway; regulation of synaptic transmission, glutamatergic. Lineage: Eukaryota; Metazoa; Chordata; Chondrichthyes; Rhinopristiformes; Pristidae. Gene Ontology annotation, cellular component: membrane. The record is from RefSeq and is a predicted model, not a curated record.